CACUCUUUCGAAGCCAGAAAGCGACAGAUAGGAGAGGGAUUCCGACCGUUACAAGUGAUGAAUGCAGCUAUUACAAUGCAACUCUCGGGGUUCUCGCACCGCCUGGCCCCUUCUACUACUCACCACCGGCCGUCUCUGGUUCUGGCGACCGCCAUUGCCGGUAGAAGCUCGAGCUCGCUUCCUUGUGCCAGGAAAUUCAAAUGCAUGUCUAUUUCGAGCUCUGGCUCCAGCUCAAGUUUGAACACCGCUACAGUAAAUGAUGAAACGAAGGCCAUGGACGCUUCGAAAAAUGGAAAUUUAAUUCCUCUGUACAGGUGCAUAUUCUCAGAACACCUUACACCAGUUCUUGCGUACCGCUGUUUGGUUAAAGAACAUGAUCGAGAGGCUCCAAGUUUUCUAUUUGAGUCAAUGGAGCCUGGUCUCCUGACUUCGACUGUGGGGCGUUACAGCGUGGUUGGGGCACAACCAACCAUAGAAAUUGUGGCAAAAGAAAACAAGGUUAUAGUGAUGGAUCAUGAUCAAGGGAGCUUGACUGAGGAGUUUGUUGAAGAUCCAAUGGUGAUUCCUAGAAGAAUUUCAGAGAGCUGGAAACCCAAAUUUAUCCAUGAGCUCCCAGAUGCUUUUUGUGGUGGAUGGGUAGGUUAUUUCUCAUAUGAUACAGUUCGAUAUGUGGAAAAGAAAAGGCUUCCGUUCUCCAAGGCACCAGCGGAUGACAGGAACCUUGUAGACAUUCAUCUAGGCCUCUAUAAGGAUGUGAUUGUGUUUGAUCAUGUGGAAAAGAGAGUUUAUGUCAUUCAUUGGGUGAGGCUAGAUCAAUACUCCUCUGUUGAAAUGGCUUAUGAUGAAGGAAUGAAACACUUGGACAAACUGGUUGCAAAAGUACAGAAUGUUGAUGUUCCUAAGCUAUCCUCAGGUUCCGUAAAUUUAUAUACUAGUCGGUUUGGUCCUUCUUUAAAGGAUUCAAACAUGACAAGUUCAGAAUAUAAGAAAGCUGUGCUACAAGCAAAAGAGCAUAUACUAGCAGGGGAUAUCUUCCAGAUUGUGUUGAGUCAGCGUUUUGAACGUCGAACUUUUGCUGACCCCUUUGAAAUAUAUAGGUCUUUGAGAAUUGUGAACCCAAGUUCGUAUAUGGUUUACAUGCAAGCUAGAGGAUGUAUUUUGGUUGCCUCAAGUCCAGAGAUCCUUACGCGAGUGAAGAAGAACAAGAUUGUGAAUAGACCAUUGGCUGGAACAGCCAGGAGAGGAAAGACAAGAGAGGAAGAUGAACUGCUGGAAAAACUGCUACUCAGUGAUGCAAAGCAAUGUGCGGAACACAUAAUGCUUGUUGAUUUGGGAAGAAAUGAUGUAGGAAAGGUAUCCAAGUAUGGUUCAGUAAAGGUGGAGAAGGUGAUGAAUGUUGAGCGAUAUUCCCAUGUAAUGCACCUCAGCUCCACGAUUACAGGUGAGCUGCAUGAUCAUCUCACUUCUUGGGAUGUCCUUCGUGCUGCACUACCUGUUGGAACUGUUAGUGGAGCACCAAAGGUUAAGGCAAUGGAGCUAAUUGAUGAGUUGGAGGUGAGCAGGCGAGGCCCUUAUAGUGGGGGAUUUGGUGGCAUUUCCUUUACCGGGGACAUGGACAUAGCAUUGGCCCUCAGGACCAUGGUAUUCCCAACUUCAACCCGGUACGACUCCAUGUAUUCUUACAAGGGUGCCAAUAUCCGUCAGGAAUGGAUAGCCCACCUUCAAGCUGGUGCUGGGAUUGUGGCUGACAGUAAUCCCGAUGACGAGCUCUUGGAGUGCCAGAACAAAGCUGCUGGCCUCGCUCGUGCCAUUGACCUGGCAGAGUUGGCAUUUCUCAACAAAUGAUGUUAUGGCUGUCAGGUAGGCUCUCCAAUAGCCCCUAACCAGAAGAAAUUGCCUUAUAUAUAUAUGUAUAUAUGCAUAUAUAUUUGUUUUUCAUUUUAUGGCCGUGGCAGGAAGAAAUCGCUUGGGUCAGGGAAAAGGUUGGAAAUGAUGUAAAAUAUGUGUCUCCUACAGUCCUGCUCUAAUGUUUUAAGAACAGGCUAAAAGCACCUGUUAAAAGAAAGUUUUAUAUCGUUACAGCGUUUUAAAGAGCAUAAAUCAUCCUCUCAAUUGGUUCACAUGGCAGUUCUUAUUUCCCACAAAUUAUUUUCUACUCUCUCUGUUCCUACCUACCAGAUAGGCAAUACCCUUGCCCCUAAGCAAAGGCCAAACAAUUCCCACAUUUCCUACUACCCUUAUUAAAGAAAGGGAAGAGGCAUUUCUAGGAUAAUAGGAUUCAGAAAAUUUGAGCAUCCAAUGAUUGUACCAUACUAAAUUCAUCCUAGAAUAGAAUGAUUAAUCUCAAGCAGUUCAUCAGUAGAAAUGAAUCAAGUGAAGUAAAAUUAUGAUGACUAU
This is a messenger RNA of Rubroshorea leprosula, 2397 nucleotides long. The record is from the annotation of a GenBank genome assembly. Lineage: Eukaryota; Viridiplantae; Streptophyta; Magnoliopsida; Malvales; Dipterocarpaceae.